GUCUUGUCAAUGGAGCUCAACGUGCUGAACAAGCCAUUGCUGGUCUCCGUCAACGGCGAGUUGUCCGAACUGCCGACUUGCGGCGCAUCAACCAUCCUCCUGAUCAAGGUGAGCAAGAUGCCCCAGCAGCACGACCUGAAUCAGUGCGAUCAUUUUCCUAUGAGCCAACUGAACCCAUCGAUGAUUUGCCAAAAGAUCCUGCUGAAGAUCCACCUCUACCUGUGGCUGAUCCGUCUUCUGGCUUGGACUUGCCAACGGAUCCCGGUUUGGACUUACCGGAUGAGUCAAGGCGCUUGGACUUGGAAUUGCGCGACUCUGAAGAGCCACAACCUUCACAGCAAGCUGAAGCAGCAGCAGCAUCCUCCAGCGGAGAGGCAGGGGCUGGACUUCUGCCUGAACCUCUUCCGCAAGAUGUUCCAAUCCCUGAUGGUGAUGACAGUGAAGCUGAUCAGCCCACCAUUGCAGCUGACAACACCACCACCCAAUCUUCAAUGCCUGAGGCACCUCCACAACUUCCCGGACUUUCCUUUGCUGAACGCCGACGGCAACAUGAAAGAAGUGAGACUUCUUGGAUGCGAUCUCCAUUGUGGCCACUGGUGCAUGAUCACCCUGAUCCUCAAAGCCCUGGCAAAUCAAAACGGGCCAAGCACCAUGAAUCGGUCAACAUCGCUGUGGAGCUCUUUCCAAAUGGCUGCGAAGGCUCAACCAACCUUCCAGCUGGAUGGCACUAUACCACAAAUGGCCUGACAAUGAGACGCAACAGCCGCAUCAUCCUGGUCAACGAGGAGCAGUCUGCCCCUGUGAGUGAUGAACCAUGGUUUGGAAAGACCUUGUACCCACUGACCAAAGAUGCUGCAGCUGAGUUUGGCCAAAACUACGUUGGCGACCUGUCCAAGAAGUUCAACAACAAAACCAUCCGAAGCCGUGGCCAUAUCUGGUCUGCCCAAGCUUCACCCAAGAAGAAGAACGUCAAGGAUUCAGCUGACCUGAAGGAAAGCCGAAUGAGUCUUGAAGACCGCCUGGCGUUCAUCGAGGGCAAGAAAGCUGAGUUGGCCUCCAUUUUUGAGAAUCAAGUUUGGGAGAUUGAGCUCCAUCCUGAGAAGGUCGAUUGGAACCGCGUGAUGAAAGCACGGUUUGUGCUGAAGUGGUCUGCCGACAACAAUGGCAACCCACGCGCAAAAGCACGUUUGGUUCUUCGAGGAUUUUCUGAUCCAGAUCUACUACGAGGAGAGCUUGACACAUCUUCCCCUACCUUGAGCCGAUCCUCACGGCAGAUUCUCCUGGCCAUUGCAACUUGCAAAUCCUGGCUUGUUUUCACUUCUGAUGUUGCGACAGCCUUUCUUCAAGGCGAUUCCCAAAGACGCUUGCCAGCUGAUUGGUGUGCCAGCCGGUACACUGAUGCUGAUGGAAAAGGUGGCUGGUGGUUGCGCCAACAGGCGUACGUCCAAAAGAUCAAACCUUUGACCUUGAGCGAUUCAGAUGAGAAUCGUGAAUUGACUGUCAAAGAAGUGACAAUGCUCCGUGGACUUCUAGGAGCGCUUCAAUGGCCAGCAACCCAGACUUCACCUCACCUCAGUGCAAGCGUGAGUCUUUUGUGUGGCGAAGUGAGCGCCGCAGCACUACAUGAGCUAUGCAUGAUAGCCUUGAGCGAUGCAGCCUGGGGCGUUCUAGAGAACCAUGAGUCCCAAGGCGGCUACUUUGUUUUGCUGAUGAAUGUGAAAGCCCUGCAAGGUCAAUUGGACCAACCCUAUGUUGUUUUGGAUUGGCGAAGCUACAAACUUUCCAGAAUCAGCCGCAGUAGCCUCAACUCUGAAGCACAAGCAUGCGCUGGUGCAAUGGAUGCUCUUGAGUAUCUUCUGAUCUUCUGGCAUGGAUGUGUGACUCCUUGCUUCGAGUUGCGCCACUUGGACGUCCACGACAUCCAAAUGCAGUCAGCCUUGGUGGUCGACGUCGACGCGAAGGCGCUCUAUGAUAGCCUGAAAGCUGAAGUUCCACAGAUGCAAGGCGACCGAAGAUCCAAGAUUGAGGUCAUGGUUGUGAAACAGAAAAUGGAUGAGAUGAAAACGAAGCUGAAAUGGAUUUCAUCAGAGACCCAACUGGCAGAUGGUGUUACCAAAAUUGCAGCACGGCAAUUGCUUGCAGACCGCUUACGGUCCCAUGUCUUCUCCCUGCACUCUGACCAGAGCUUCCAAGCAGCAAAGAAGAAAACUCUUGCUGAACGACAAGCUUCAGCUAGACGCAAUGCGAUUGGUCGAUUGCAGAAAGGCAUUGGUUUUGCAGUGCUGACAAAUCAACUUGAGCCAGUUCGAGGUGAUGAUUUUGCAAAAGAUUCCUUUUCAUCCUACAACAUCAUUUUCAUCUUUACCUUCCUCACCAUGUUUGUGGCGACAGUUUUUCUGGCAUGGCAGUGCUUAGAAAGAAUGACAAGGUCCCUGCCGAGACCUAUGGCUGUACCUAGGUUUCAAACCUCAAGAAUGCCCUGGUCACUGAUGAGACCUUUUGCGUUCCUAUGGAAUCAACAAGCUGCGCUGGAAGAUGUAUCAACCCAAACCGAAAGUGGACGUGAUCAAACUAUUCACCUUUUGAACUUCAGAGUUCAGAUGCUGCAACAGCAGGUGAACGACAAAGACGAAAGAAUCCAAGAUCUUGAAAAUUUGGUUCACUACUACGAGCAAGAUGUGACAUCAACCUCUUUGUUUGUGAGCCGAACUGGAGCCCGAUAUCAUUUGCAUCGUGAUUGUCGAGCGCUUUUACAAGCGAAUCAAGCCGGCAUACGAGAUUUGAAAUGCUGCAGCCAAUGCAUUUAG
Molecule: messenger RNA, 2807 nt
Organism: Cladocopium goreaui
Lineage: Eukaryota; Dinophyceae; Suessiales; Symbiodiniaceae
Source: the annotation of a GenBank genome assembly